AUGUCGAAGUCUUGGUAUAUGCACGACUUGCUUCGCCUAUCUCCUUUCGAUAAGAGCUCUGGAACCGGGGCCAGACAAGAUAUCAGCAUCUAUUCGUGCUACAGUCGCAGCUGCCGGCCAGUCGAGAAGCGAUAUCAGGCCUAUCGGACUGAACAAGUGCAAUCCGAGGACAAGAAGGUGUCAAACAUCGAGAUGGCAACGCUCGAAAAGCACAAUUCCGUUGAGGCCGGCGAGAUUUCAGACAUCAGCGAGGAAGAUAUCGUUGCUGCUGAGGGCAAAUAUACCGAAGAGCAAUACAAGCAACUUCGAAGAAAGAUCGACCGAUACCUGCUGCCGCUCAUGUGGCUAUGCUAUGGUAUACAGCAGACCGACAAGACUGCUCUAGGCACACAAGCAACGUUCGGGCUCAGAGAAGAUACCGGACUUGUCGGACAACAAUACUCCUGGUUGACUACUGUCUUUUAUUUGGUCUACAUGAUCUUCGAGUUUCCAUCCAAUAUUGUUCUGCAACGUCACAAGAUGGGCAAAAAAUUUUCUUCUCAAAACUUCACACACCUCGUCGUCCUACGCGCACUGCAGGGUCUCUUUGAAUGCUGCAUCUCACCAGGCUUCAUCUUGGUUGUCGGCAGUUGGUACAAGGCCAGAGACCAUGCUUCAAGGUCUCUCGUCUUUCAAUCUGCGAACGCUGGCUUCGGCAUCAUCUCGAGCUUAGCUUUGUACGGCAUCGGUAAGCGUGGUUCCCAGGAUCCUGACUCCGAGCCUUGGAGAUGGAUGAGCUACUUCCUCGGCGCAAUGACCAUCCUUGUCAAGUGGCUCACACCCAAGGAAAACCGCAUGGCCAAUGCACGUAUCGUCAGCAAUAAUACUGGACACGACCGCACUGGCGUGAAGAAGUGGCAGUGGUAUCAAGUCAGAGAAUGCUUGAUUGACCCAUGUUUCUGGUUCGCAGGCAUAAAUUCUUUCCUCUCGUCACUACCGAACGGUGGGUUGACGACCUUCGCGCACAUCAUCAACACAUCCUUCGGCUUCACCAAUCUCCAGGUAAUCCUUCUCGACAUCCCACGCAGCGCCUUUUCGAUAUUGUACUUCGUCGCAAUCGGCUUUAUCACCAGCAAACGCUCCGGCCUGCGCCUGUACUUCAUGAUCGUCUCCACUAUUCCACCUUUCGUUGGCUUCCUCGGCAUGGCGUUCAUCCCCAACAACCCAUCCAUGGAGUGGACGAAAUGGGGUAUGUACUUCAUGACCGUACCCUACGCCAUCUCCCUCUUCCUCGCAUGGUCUCUGGUCCCCUCAAACACCGCUGGUCGCACUAAACGUACUUUCACCUCUUCGUUUACCUUUGUGGGAUAUUGUGUUGGCAAUAUGGCCGGAUCGCAAAUCUUCAAGGCUAAGGAUGCACCUUACUAUGUUCCUGAUGUUGUUGGCUGUGCUAUUUGCUUUGGCCUUGAAUUUGCGGUGUUGGUUGCAUGGAGGAUCAUUCUGGUGCUGAGGAACAGAGGGUUGGAUAAGAUUAUUGCUAAUGAUGGGUUGAUGGAGGAGGAAAGAGCUUUGAGAGCGAAGAAGAUGGGAGAGGAGGAUAAGACCGAUUUCAAGAACCCUUACUUCCGUUAUACGUUGUAG
Molecule: messenger RNA, 1620 nt
Organism: Aureobasidium namibiae CBS 147.97
Lineage: Eukaryota; Fungi; Ascomycota; Dothideomycetes; Dothideales; Saccotheciaceae
Product: major facilitator superfamily transporter
Exons: 6
Coding region: 1-1620 (539 amino acids)
Biological process (GO): transmembrane transport
Cellular component (GO): membrane
Molecular function (GO): transmembrane transporter activity
Source: RefSeq, a predicted model, not a curated record